UCUUCUAGCCUUAUCAACAGGAAGAGAAAGACUGAAAGAGUGUGUUGCAGAGGGAAAUUGAUUGAGACCAGUAUUAGUAUAUUGCUUGUACUCAUCCACACACACACAUAUAUAUAAUAUAUAUAGAGAGAGAAAGAAAUAGAUACAUACACAGAUCCAUCUUGCUUCAUGCGACAGACAUGGGCAGAUGAUGAUGAGACUGCACGUGUACCCUCCCCAGAUUUCCAUCGCUCCAGCAACAGAGUGUGCAGUCGUUUUUAACCACUUAUUGGCCUCACUUCACCAACCAAAAUGAGUUGAAUCUCAUCUCUUCUCAUCUCCACCCUCACCCAACUUUCUUCCCCUCUCAUCAUCAUCAUCAUUAGCAGGGGGAAAAGAUACAUUUUAGUCAAUUACUGAAAGGGAAAGAGACAGACAGAGAUAGAUGGCUACGUACUUUCAUGGGAAUUCUGAAAUCCAGGCAGGGGGUGACGGCUUGCAGACGCUAAUACUCAUGAACCCAGCCGGGUACGUUGGGUUUUCCGAUGCACCGCAGCAGGGGCAGCCGCCGCCGGGGAGCAACUUCAUCUUCCUCAACUCCAACGCGCCGGGGAGCUCGAUAAGCUUCGCGCACGCGCCGCCGUCGCAGUCGCAGCAGCAGUAUGUCGGCAUACCGCUCGCCACCACGGCCUCCGCGCCGCCCUCGACGACGCAGGAGGUCCACGCGCCGUCGCAUGACAUCACUGCACUCCAUGGGUUCCUGGGUAGGCCGCAGUAUAACCUGUACGCGCCGCCGAUUGAGCUCGCGGCGGCGCGUGACGUGACACGCGCCGCGCAGCAGGGGCUGUCGCUCAGUCUGUCCUCGCAGCAGCCGGGGUUUGGGAAUUUCCGGGCGGAGCGCGAGGUGGGGUCGCAGCAGCUGGUUACGGCCAUAUCGCCGACUGCCGGCGAUGAGGUGAGGGUUUCCGGGGGAUCGCCGUCGUCGGCGUCCGGCGUGUCCAACGGCGUGAAUGGCGUCCAAAGUGUUCUGUUGAGCUCCAAGUUCUUGAAGGCGGCGCAAGAACUUCUUGAAGAGGUUGUGAAUGUUGGCAAGGGAGUAAAGGCUCCUACUGAAUCAUCAAAAGAGGCCAUUUGUCCGGCCAAGAACCCCGGUGACUCCUCCGGCGCCGGCGACGGACAAACCGGAGGUGAGAGCAGCGGCAAACGCGCCACCGAGCUCACCACCGCAGAAAGACAGGAAAUUCAAAUGAAGAAAGCAAAACUUGUUAACAUGCUUGAUGAGGUGGAGCAGAGGUACAGACAGUACCAUCACCAGAUGCAGAUAGUGAUAACAUGGUUUGAGCAGGCUGCAGGGAUUGGUUCAGCCAAGACCUACACAGCUCUGGCAUUGCAGACGAUCUCGAAGCAGUUCAGGUGCCUGAAAGACGCGAUCUUGGGGCAAAUUCGUGCUGCCAGCAAGAGUUUGGGGGAGGAAGACGGGCUGGGAGGGAAGAUCGAGGGCUCGUCGAGGCUCAAAUUUGUGGACAAUCAGCUCAGACAGCAGAGGGCUUUGCAGCAGUUGGGAAUGAUCCAGCACAAUGCUUGGAGACCCCAGAGAGGAUUGCCAGAGCGAUCUGUUUCUGUGCUUCGCGCCUGGCUGUUCGAGCAUUUCCUUCACCCUUACCCCAAGGAUUCAGACAAGAUCAUGCUGGCAAAGCAGACAGGUCUUACUAGGAACCAGGUGUCUAACUGGUUCAUCAAUGCUCGUGUUCGCCUAUGGAAGCCGAUGGUGGAGGAGAUGUAUAUGGAGGAGAUCAAGGAGCAAGAACACAACGGAUCAGAGAACAAAACAGGCAAAGGUGAACCAAAUGAGGAUUCAUCUUCUCACCAGGACAAAAGCCCUGGAGGCUCAGAUCAUCAAGACAAGAGUUUUGCCCAAAACCAGUCCACUACCAUGCCUGGAGGGUUCAAUCUCAUUGUUCCAUCAGAAAUGGAGAGCAUAACUCAGGGCAGCCCGAAGAAACCAAGGAGUGCAGAUAUGCUGCAUUCCCCGAGCAGCGUUCCCUCCAUAAGCAUCGAUACAAAGCCUGCUGAUCCUUCUACAGCUGCAGGAAAUGAACAAGGCUCCAUGAAGUUUAUGAAUGACAGGCAGAACAGAGAAGGGUUCACAUUACUGGGAAACUCAACCAAUUUCAUGGGAGGGUUUGGAUCCUAUCCAAUUGGGGAAAUCGGGAGGUUUAGCACUGAGCAAUUCCCCGGAAUCCCUCCACCAUAUUCUGGCAAUGCUGUCUCCCUCACCCUCGGCCUUCCCCCCUCCGAAAACCUCCCAAUGUCAGCCACACACCACGCAUUCCUCCCCGCCCCAGACAUCCAUAUGGGGAGAGGAGUGGAAAUGGGAGAAGCCAAUGAAUUCGGUGGCAUGACGACCCCAACAUCCGCCCAUCCAACCAGCGUUUACGAGAGCUUCAAUCUCCAAAACCGAAAGAGGUUUGCUGCACCAUUGUUGCCAGACUUUGUAGCCUGACCUGAUCAAACCACAUCUGCUAAGAACAAUCAUCAUAUCAGUAUCAUCUUCUGUUCCCUAGGAAAGGAAGGGGGAUUCUUCAUGUUAGUGUAAAGAGUCAAAAGGCUUUACAUUUAGCACAGGUCUCUAUACUUUUCAGAAGAAGAAGAAGAAGAAGAAGAACCACUAAAGUUCUUAUAGAUAGUUAAUUUAGGGUUUUAGACAAUAUAUGGUUGAGGAUUGUAUAUUAAUUUUUUUUUUUUUGUUUUGGUUGCAGUCUUGCAGAUAGUAUAGUUGGAUUGUAAUAUUGGAUGUGGAAAAACUAGUUAUUGGGGUGGUAUAGAAAAUAAUGUUUAAUUUCAAGUUCUUUUCUUCUAGUAAAUUAAAGCCUCUUUAGUCGAA
Molecule: messenger RNA, 2863 nt
Organism: Ipomoea triloba (trilobed morning glory)
Lineage: Eukaryota; Viridiplantae; Streptophyta; Magnoliopsida; Solanales; Convolvulaceae
Product: BEL1-like homeodomain protein 1
Exons: 7
Coding region: 425-2482 (685 amino acids)
Biological process (GO): regulation of transcription by RNA polymerase II
Molecular function (GO): RNA polymerase II cis-regulatory region sequence-specific DNA binding; DNA-binding transcription factor activity, RNA polymerase II-specific
Source: RefSeq, a predicted model, not a curated record